Messenger RNA from Lactuca sativa (garden lettuce), 2482 nucleotides. Its product is annotated as glucosidase 2 subunit beta. Lineage: Eukaryota; Viridiplantae; Streptophyta; Magnoliopsida; Asterales; Asteraceae. Gene Ontology annotation, molecular function: protein binding. The record is from RefSeq and is a predicted model, not a curated record. Gene Ontology annotation, cellular component: glucosidase II complex. Gene Ontology annotation, biological process: N-glycan processing.
GGGGUGGGACUUGGGAGCCCACUGGUCGAAACGGCGUCGUUAGUCUGGUGGAACUUAAACCCUCGUCUAUCAGUACUCACCACUGCAAUUACAGUGUGUUGCGUAGGUAACGCUGCUACGAUACCUUGUUAGGGAUUCAAAUGCACGGGCAAAUGAUCUGAGGAUCGAAAUACAUUGAAUAAUCCGAGCUGCUUUUCAUAUCUUUCGAGUUCAGUUGGUGUGAAUUUAGAGAUAAAGCCAUCAAAAUUCUGUUACACAUAGGUCUAACUUAGUAAGAAAAAGAUGAAAAUGAAGAUACAUACACAAUCCUUCCUACUGUUCGUCUUUUGUUCGAUGUUGAUUCUCAGAUCUGCCGUUGCUCUAUCAGAAGACCUUCUCGGAGUUGCCCCGCAAGAUGAGGAAUACUACAAGGGAUUGUUUUCGUCAGGAACGAUUAAAUGCAAAGAUGGAUCUAAAACUUUCACAAAGACGCAACUUAAUGACGACUUUUGUGAUUGCUCUGAUGGCACCGAUGAACCAGGAACAUCAGCAUGCCCUAAUGGGAAAUUCUAUUGCCAAAACGCGGGCCAUACUCCACUUUCUAUAUAUUCUUCCAGGGUUAAUGAUGGAAUAUGCGAUUGCUGUGAUGGAAGUGAUGAAUAUAAUGGUAAAAUCAAGUGCAAAAACACCUGUUGGGAAGCUGGAAAAGUAGCAAGAGACAGAUUAAAGAAAAAGAUUGCAACUUUUCAUGAGGGUGUUGCUAUAAGAAAACGUGAAGUUGAAGAAGCAAGAGUUUCAGUAGCAAAAGAUGAAGCAGAGUUAUCUAGGUUAAAGAAUGAGGAGACUAUUCUUAAAGGACUUGUUCAACAGCUCAAGGAUCGCAAGGAACAAAUAGAGAAAGCAGAGGAGAAAGAACGUAUGCAGAAAGAACAAGAGGAGAAACUGAAAAAAGAAGCUGAAGAAGCAGCAUUAAAGGAACAAAAAGGUGAAGAAAAAGUGAAUGCUGAAGAGCAAGAAUCCAAAGAAAGUACUACCUCUCACAAUGACAAUGAGGAUCCAAACAAGGGCUCUGUUGACAAUGGUGUUGAAUCUACACACAAUGAUGAUGAUGUCAAAGAUGCAUCUCAUGAUAAUAUAGAAGAAAAGAAGCAUGUUGAAAAGAAUGAGGAAUCAUCUCAACAUGAACAUGAUCAUGAUCAUGAUCAUGACCCUGAAAAUAAGGAAGAAGAAGCAUCUGAAGACAAUGAGUCAUUAUCAAGGGAAGAAUUAGGUCGAACCAUUGGUUCACGUUGGACAGGAAAAACUGAGCAUCAUGAUGAUCAUGAUCAUGAUCAUGAUCAUGAUCAUGAUCAUGAUGAUGAUACACAUGAGGAAGAAGAAUACAGUGGAUAUGAUACAGAAACCGAGGAGGACCACCGUAACUAUGAUGAGGAUGACACAGAAGAUCAUACAAAUGAUGUUGGAGAUACAUCACAUGAUGAUGAUUCUAGUAGCUCACAUAAAUAUGAUUCAGAUGAUGAAAUUGAUAUGUCAGAUAUGGAAAGCACAAGCAACCCAUCAUGGUUGGAGAAGAUUCAACAAACCGUGAAGAAAUUUCUUCAAUCUGUUAAUCCAUUUCAGACUCCAGUCGAUACAUCUGAGGCUGAAAGUGUACGAAAAGAAUACGAUGAUGCAAGUGGGAAGUUGUCUAAAAUACAAUCAAGGAUAACAAGUUUAACAAAAAAACUAGGAAACGACUUUGGACCAGAGAAGGAGUUUUAUUCGUUAUAUGGUCACUGUUUUGAGAUCAAAGAGAACAAGUAUGUUUACAAAGUUUGUCCCUUUAAGGAUGCCACCCAAGUGGAGGGGCACAGCACAACUACAUUAGGGCAAUGGGAGAAAUUUGAUGAGUCAUACAGAGUCAUGCUCUUCUCAAAUGGUGACAAAUGCUGGAAUGGACCUCAAAGAAGCUUAACUGUGAGAUUAAGAUGUGGAUCAAAAGUUGAAGUUGCUGACAUAGACGAACCUAGCCGUUGCGAAUACUCGGCGUUAUUAACUACUCCAGCCCUUUGUCAAGAAGGAAGACUCAAGGAACUACAAGAUAAAUUAGAAGCAGUGAUGGAACAACCACAAGGUCACGAUGAGCUUUAAGUAUUUCUCAUACUAUUUAUUAUGACAAAAGCAAAAAAAAAAAGAAAUGACCGAUUUGUCCUUUUUCCAUUUUUGGGAUGAACUGGCUAAAUAGGAUCAAUACAACACUUCCAUGAGAUAUAUGGAGUGAGGCUUAUAAGAAUAUAGUUGCUUUUUCGAGGGGACUAGAAUUGGUAAAACUAGAACAUUGAUUCUAUAGUAAGUUGUACCUCGUGCAUUGGAAGUUGAACCUUUCCAUUUAUGGAAAAGGGAAUUGUAUUUAGAUAAUCUUGAGAGGUAGAUGGGGAUGUGUUGGGGGACUGUGAAUCCAUUCUUUUGCAAAAAAAAAAAAAAUGCUCUUUAAAAUGAUGAAUUAAAUAUGGAUUGAUCUUAA